UUUUUGCAAUCAUAGAUAUUCCGUGGAAAUCGUAACAGAAACUCCAUAGUAUACAACAGAUUUGUUCGUCCUCUGAAAGCACGUUUUGUACGAGUUUACCCAAGAAGCUGGCAGGGACACAUUUCUAUGAGGUUGGAACUGUAUGGACGACGAUAUGGCCGCCUUCCUCGUCCUCGUAUAUUCCCAAGUGGUAUUUCCAAUGGCCGUCUGCCCAACAAAUACAUCACAGCUUCCAGCCAAUGGGACAAAAACCACGCCCCAUGGCUCGCUCGUCUGCAUCGUAAACGACGUGGACGUCUAGUUGGAGGAUGGUCAGCUCGUAAAAAUAACAGGGGUCAAUGGAUUCAGUUUAACUUGAGAUCGCCAAAGAGGGUCUUCAAGAUUGUAACUCAAGGACGAAGCGACACGAACCAGUGGGUGAAAAGCUUUAUCAUCCGUUACAGUGUAGAUGGAAGACGAUGGGUGUGGUACAAAAGGAAUAGUGUUAUUAAGGUACCGACGAAUUUUCAAGGAUUUGUACAAAUACCAUGGUUCGAGAAAAUUUAA
Actinia tenebrosa (Australian red waratah sea anemone) is the source of this 546-nucleotide messenger RNA. RefSeq names its product EGF-like repeat and discoidin I-like domain-containing protein 3. NCBI's taxonomy places the organism in Eukaryota, Metazoa, Cnidaria, Anthozoa, Actiniaria, Actiniidae. The record is from RefSeq and is a predicted model, not a curated record.